AGGUGUCUCCUGAAUUCUCACUAUGUCUGAUGGGGACUAUGAUUACCUCAUAAAAUUUCUAGCACUUGGUGAUUCUGGAGUAGGAAAGACCAGCCUUCUUUACCAAUAUACAGAUGGCAAAUUUAAUUCCAAAUUUAUCACAACAGUGGGCAUUGACUUUCGGGAAAAGAGAGUGGUGUAUAGACCUAAUGGGCCAGAUGGCGUUGGUGGUCGAGGACAGAGGAUACAUCUUCAGCUCUGGGAUACUGCAGGGCAGGAAAGGUUUCGUAGCUUGACAACAGCUUUCUUCAGAGAUGCCAUGGGGUUUCUGCUACUCUUUGAUUUGACAAAUGAGCAAAGCUUUCUGAAUGUCAGGAACUGGAUAAGUCAGCUACAAAUGCAUGCAUAUUGUGAAAACCCUGACAUUGUAUUAUGCGGAAACAAGAGCGAUCUGGAAGACCAAAGAAUGGUGAAAGAAGAAGAGGCUAAGGAACUUGCGGAAAAAUAUGGGAUACCGUAUUUUGAAACCAGUGCAGCUAAUGGAAAUAAUGUAAGCAAAGCCAUUGAAACUCUGCUUGACCUCAUUAUGAAGCGCAUGGAACGGUGUGUGGAUAAAUCCUGGAUCCCAGAAGGGGUAGUGCGCUCCAAUGGGCACAGCUCUACAGAACAGCUGAAUGAGGAGCAAGAAAAAGGCAAAUGUGGCUGUUAACUCAGUUACGGUUAAGUGUAAGGUAUAUGCUAAAGUAUAGUACAGUUGCAGCUUAACUGUUUAACUUAUGGGCAAAUCACAUUGUGUAGUUAUUUAAUGAACUGUAUUAAUUCUUGAUGCUAAUUUUUGUUCUUUUCCUUUCAAACAACAUUGACCUUUGCUUGUAAGGUAUGCAGUUUAUUAGUGAUGGGACAGAGGUUUAAUUUGGUAUAGCACUGGAUAUCCCUCUAAUUCUCUACUUUGGAGGGGAGGGAGGGGAAGGAAAGGAAGUUUCAUUACCACAUUUAGAAACAUGCCUAUGGGCAAUGAGAAAGGGUAGGCUUCUUGAAUUGAAGGAUUUUCAAUUGCCUGUUGAAGCCUCCAUUAACUACACAAACUAGGCUUUUAGAUUAGAUGUUGUGACAGCUCUUCAUCUCUACUAACAGGAAGCUGACCAAUAUGAUUCUUGGUUUUUAACAGAAACAUUUAAUCAUUU
Messenger RNA from Tauraco erythrolophus (red-crested turaco), 1163 nucleotides. NCBI's taxonomy places the organism in Eukaryota, Metazoa, Chordata, Aves, Musophagiformes, Musophagidae. The record is from RefSeq and is a predicted model, not a curated record.